Messenger RNA from Verticillium dahliae VdLs.17, 1449 nucleotides. Its product is annotated as peptidase M28. NCBI's taxonomy places the organism in Eukaryota, Fungi, Ascomycota, Sordariomycetes, Glomerellales, Plectosphaerellaceae. The transcript has 2 exons. Bases 1 to 1449 code for a protein of 482 amino acids. The record is from RefSeq and is a predicted model, not a curated record. Gene Ontology annotation, molecular function: metalloexopeptidase activity; protein binding. Gene Ontology annotation, biological process: proteolysis.
AUGAAAGUCCUUUCUCUCCUGGCACCCGCGGCUCUCGCUGCCGCGGCGAGUCUCCACGCCAACGAUACCACCCCCACGUUUCCACCGCCCCUCGCUGCCAAUGCAGACAUCUACACGUCUUGCGCCAACGCCAAUUGGCCCCCGUCUGCUGCUGGCGGCUCUGUCCUCAAGCCCCAAGAGCCAGAUGCUGAGCUCCAGGCCGCGCUCGCUGAGGUCUCCGCGGCGCGUAUCAAGGCAACCAUCGCGAAACUCAUCUCGUUCGGCACCCGGCACACGCUUUCGUCGCAGACGGACCCGAAGCGAGGUAUCGGUGCUGCCCGUGACUGGAUCGCCGCUGAACUGUCUCGGUACUCCAAUGCUUCGGCCGGGAGGAUGAAGGUUGAGGUACCCGGCUAUGUGCAGCAGCCGGGCGGUCGUGUGCCCUUCCCUGUGCUGAUCAGCAACGUGCAAGCCACUCUCCAGGGUAGCGAGGAGCCUGGGCGAGUGUAUGUGACGCUUGGCCACUACGACACGAGGGUGUCGGACGUGAUGAACUACGAGGCUGAGCAACCCGGGGCAAACGACGACGCAAGCGGUGUUGCAGUUGCUCUGGAGCUGGCUCGGGUUCUGGCCAAGAGAAAACCCGCCGCCACCAUUGUGUUUGCUGCCGUGGCGGGCGAGGAACAGGGGCUCCUGGGCGCCCAAUUCAUGGCACAAACUUUCAAAAACGCAAGUGUCAACGUUGAAGGCAUGCUUAACGUCGACCUCGUCGGCAGCUCCGUCGGGUCUCGCGGCGAGGAGGAGCCCAACACAGUUCGCCUGUUCUGCCAGGGUCCUCCCUUGACCGAGACUCCCGCGCAAGCAUCCCAGCGCCUGAGCAUUGGCGGCGAGAACGACUCUCCGGCACGCCAGCUGGGGCGGUUCAUCACCGAGGUAGCAGCCAACAAGUUCACCGACAUGAGGGUCGCCAUGAUCUACCGACUUGAUCGAUUCCUGCGCGGAGGCGACCACCGGCCGUUCCUCGAGGCAGGCUACGCGGCCGUGCGUUUCACCGAGCCCAAUGAGAACUUUGACCACCAGCACCAAGAUACGCGGGUGGAAGACGGCGUGCAGUACGGCGACUUGCCCGAGUUUCUCGACUAUGAGUAUAUUGCGCGCGUGGCCAAGGUUGACCUGGCGGCCAUGUGGUCUCUUGCGAACGCACCCGCCAAGGUGAACAAUGUCAGGGUGAAUGGAACGUGGCUCUCCAACGACAGCCAGCUGUUCUGGGAUCCGGUCAAUUCGACAAAUCUCGCGGGCUACGAGGUUGUGUGGCGACCGACGGAUGCGCCGCUGUGGACGCAUGCCCUUUUUGUUGGCGACGUCCGCACGGCAACGGUCGAGCUGUCAAAGGACAAUGUCAUCUUCGGAGUGCGGUCGGUGGGCAAGAAUGGGUACAAGAGUCCUGUGACGAUUCCCUUCCCGACGUGA